This is a messenger RNA of Gadus chalcogrammus (walleye pollock), 2317 nucleotides long. RefSeq names its product solute carrier family 22 member 5 (gene slc22a5). NCBI's taxonomy places the organism in Eukaryota, Metazoa, Chordata, Actinopteri, Gadiformes, Gadidae. Gene Ontology annotation, molecular function: transmembrane transporter activity. Gene Ontology annotation, biological process: transmembrane transport. The record is from RefSeq and is a predicted model, not a curated record. Gene Ontology annotation, cellular component: membrane. Bases 1 to 1677 code for a protein of 558 amino acids. The transcript has 10 exons.
AUGGGCGAUUACGACAAAGACACUGCCUUCAUAGGGCAAUCGGGCCGUUACUUCUGGGCGGCUUUUUUCCUGCUCAACACCGUGUUCAUCUCCACCGGAUUCACCGGCCUCUACAUCGUCUUCGUCGGGGCCGUGCCCCCGCACCACUGCCUGAUUCCCCGCCAGGCCAACCUGACGGCCGAAUGGCGGGCGGUCAUCGUUCCCACGGAGACGGCGGCCAGCGGCGAGGAGCGGCCGAGCCGAUGCAGCCGGUACAGACUGGACGUGGUCAGCAACCUGUCUGCCCUCGGCCUCAUGCCCGGCAGGGACAUCAACCUCACCGAUGUGGCGCUUGAGGGUUGUGUGGACGGCUGGAGCUACAGCCAAGACAUCUUCAAGUCCACCAUUGUCACAGAGUGGGACCUUGUCUGUGGUGAUUCAUGGAAAGUUCCCUUUGCAUCUUCAACCCUCUUUAUGGGCUUCCUGAUUGGAUCCCUCAUAUCAGGCCAGCUUUCUGACAGAUUUGGCAGGAAGAAGGUCCUUUUCGUUUGCCUUGCGGCCCAGUUUGUAUUUGUUUUCCUUCAGUCUCUCUCCACGUCAUGGAUACUGUUCUGCAUCACCUUCCUCUUCAUUGGAGCUGCCCAGAUAGCCCUCUAUAUAUCUGCCUUUGUACUAGGAACCGAGUUGCUGAGUAAGUCAAUGCGUGUUCUUUUCACCACACUGGGGACGUUCCUCUUCUACUGCAUCGGCUACAUGUUGCUACCCUGGCUGGCCUACUGCUUCAGAGAUUGGAGGACACUGCUGGCAGUCAUCUCCUCCUUCUCUAUAGCCUACAUUCCUUUAUGGUGGUUCAUUUCAGAGUCUCCAAGAUGGCUAAUCUCUCAGGGGAGAGUGGCAGAGGCGGAGUUCAUACUGAGACGUGCUGCCAAGAAGAACAAGGUGGAAGCUCCAGAAGUCAUCUUUAAAGAAUCUGGGUUUGGAGAUGGGCAGAAAAUAAAGAAAUACACCAUUAUUGACGUACUGAAAUCCAGAAAACUAAGGCUCAUCACACUCUUGUGUCUAACUCUUUGGAUGUCUGUUAACAUCGGUUACUUUGGACUGUCUCUGAACACCUCAAACCUAAGUGGUGACCCUUACAUGAACUGCUUCCUGUCAGCCUGCACUGAAGUUCCUGCCCAUGUCAUGUCCACUCUGCUUCUGAGGAACUGUCCAAGAAGAGCCCUUCUUUCCUCUUUCCUCAUCAUCGGUGGUGGAUUUCUACUCCUUGUCCAGUUCAUCCCAGAGUCUCUCCAUGGUUUGACUCUGGCCAUGGUUCUGACUGGGAAAUUCGGUUUCACCAUGGCCUUCAGCGUGGUGUACAUCUACACGGCGGAGCUUUACCCGACGGUCCUGAGGAACAUCGGCAUCGGAAUGUGUUCUUCCGCGGCACGCAUCGGAAGCAUCACCGCUCCGUACGUCAUAUAUUUAGGUACAUACAGCAAGUUUCUGCCCUACAUUCUCAUGGGAAGCAUCACAGUUGGCUCUGCAGUGGUUAAUGUCUUCCUCCCAGAGACCCUCAAUAAACAACUGCCAGAGACUGUAGAGGAGAUGCAGGAAUGUCAAGGGAUUUGCAGGAGAAAAGGAAACAAAUCAGAAGACUUGGAAAAGAAGGACAACAUAUCUCGACAUAACUACACGAGUGAGCGAGUGCAAGAGUGAAAAAGAGAGUGAGAGGUAGAACGAGCAAGAGAGAAAAGGAGGGAAAUUCCAACUAUGCAGAGUAGUCUUUAUGAAUGAGGGUAGUGGAGAUUACAAGUGUUGUUUUUUUAAUCUCCAAGCAUUUGUACAGUAUGACCAUAGUUUCAAACUUCGUACUGCCAAGGUAGCAUAAUACAUAUGCAUACAUAAUGCUACCUCUGUAAAUAAGUAACAUUGCAAGAGGAUGUUAGAAAGACAGGCAAAGGUUUAAAAAAAUAGGAAACGACAAUGAAGUAACAAACAACAUCAUCCAUGUCGUCCUUUUAUAAACCUUAAUGACUCUGGGUUCCAGAUGGCAGAUCAGAAUCCCCUUUCUCCAGUUAAAACAUUACCAAUCUUUACUUGAAGAACCGUUUAUGGAUGACAGCAACCAUACAUGAAAAUCAUUCACAUAGAACACACAAAAUAAAAACGAUGCUAUAACUGUACAGGAAAAGUUCCAAACAGUGACCACCCUUGAUCAAAAACUUGAGUCAAUAACAAAAUAUAAUCUUCCCUUGUUAGAUUUUUUUGUUAUGAUCGUGUACUGUUUUUUCAUGACUAUAUUGUAUAAUGUUGCACUUGUGGGAAUACAAUAAAUAUCACACAUUUACUUGAAUCA